CCCUCGGAGUUAUACUCGCAACCGUUAAACGCUCGCCUUCGCACCGAUCCCAGCCUGAAUUAAUAGUUGGCCGCGACUUAGGUAGUCGGACUUGACAUUCGGCGUCCUCGUCGGAUCGUCAACUCCAAUCUAGCGAUCGCGAAUCCAUGCAGGACAUGCACGGAGUCGUCACCCUGACGAGUGAGCCUCUCUGUUUUUCGAAGUGACGACGGAAAAUUUCGAAUCCUGUCGACCACGGCUCCGGUGCGAUGCCGAUGCGAUUAAGAAAAAAAUGGACUCGAUUCGAGUGCGGUGAUCGCUGAUCAGUGAAGACCACAAGUAAACCGUUGCUCAGCAUCUCGCUCAGCAUCUUUAUCAAUGCAACGAUUCGCAAAAGUGCCGUUCUCUUUUCGAACUCUCCGUCUAAUAUCCGUCGAAUUUUCUUCCAAAUUUCCUGCCGAUCCCGUUUCUCGAUCGAAACAGUCGGGUGACCCCAAAAGAUCCCGGUCGAAGUAAUCGGAGCAUUCGCAACGAGCAGGUGAUGCGCGAUCGUUUUCUCUUCGAGAUACCGCCCUACGAAUAAUUCAUAGCGAAUGCGAAAACGCUUCGUCAGAAUGAACCUCGUGACGAAGCGCGCGUUCCGCUCACGUAAGAAUCUAAGAAUCGUUCUAACAGUGAAUUCGAAUUUGGAAUAUCAUCGGAUGUUCCGUACCUGGUCUUGUCUCAUCGUCGAGUGAUUAUGUUCGAUUUGUGUUUCGAGUGCUUGCACAACACAUAUUUUCGUAUAAUUGUCUUCAGACUCUUGAUAGACCUCGCUGAGGAAAGUUCGUUGACUUGGAGUCGGGAUUCGCUAUUUAAACAAGUUCUACGAAAAGGAAACAGUUCGCACAAAACUUCAUUAUUUGUUGUGGGUUUUGGAUAAACUCGCUUAUUGAAAAACAAAAAAAAAAUGGUGUCGACACGUCAAUCAAGUAACAUGGGGAGUAGUGGUGGCAGUGGAUUAGUUGGUGAAGUAGAAGUAAAUUCGUUAAAAAAGCAACCUUCUGUAACAGCUGGCACAUCCAAUAAUGGGGCCACCAUUGAAUCGCGCAACUUGAAUCUUCUGGAUUUACCUGUCGAAGUCCUUGAGAAAAUCUUUGGCUACCUGGGUUUCAAUAUGGUAGCCCAUAUGCGUUUGGUUUGCCAUCAACUGGACCGCAUUUGUGGAUCAAUGCUGAACUCUACGUUUCAAAAACUACAAGCUCAAAUGUUAAGCCGUUUUCAGGCUAUCAAAGCGCAAAUGCCCAGACGCGAGUCUGCGCGUCGAAAUCAUCCGUUAGCAUGUGAGUCGGAUAUUAUUGAAACUCUACAUAUGCGACUUACUCUGCUGCAAAUGAGUUUCGGCAAGCACAUUGAACGGAAGCAUUGCUGCUUCUUCCCUGGCGAGAUUUUAGAUGAAGUUUAUCACAUUCUCCAUUAUAUAAAAGUUACUCCGAAAUUACAAAGACCUUACAAAGUCACAGACGAAUUGUUUGAUCUGAGUACUAUGGCUAUGGAAUAUUUCAAGGAACACAUUGAACCAACAUUACCAGAAAUACCUUACUUCGGUGCCGACUUUCUGGAUCUUGCAGGAACAUUCUCUUCUUCUAGUAGCGUGAGUAAACCAUUUAUGUGCCUGGAUUCCACACCCUUGACCAUUGGAAAUGGAAAAACGGGCAAUGCUGGUGAAGAAGAAGGUUCCUCGUCGCAUUGUUCAGACGAUCCCGCUCUUUUGGAAUCCAAUGUAUCACCACCACAAUCGAACAUGGUUUUGCGAAAACGAAUUCGCAAGAUUAAACAGGGCAUGAGACGAUACAACAGUCAGCUAACAUUGAUGCGUAGGGAUUUGAAGAGUUGCAAGGCGAAAAUUGCGGAUCAACAGAAACAAAUCGUAGAAUAUGCUACUCGAUUGGAUGAUAAUGACAAAAAGAAUGAGGAGACGUCACGAAAAUUCAGCACACUUCUACAGGAGUUGAACAAGUGUAAAACUGAGUUACAAUAUUGGCGCUCCAAGUCACCAGCAAUACCAGUGUGUGUAGGUUGUGGUCAGUCAAUGCCAGUCCCUACAGAAGAUUUACAAGCUUUAGCCAAUCAGGGAGUGCUGCCGGAUGCGUUUGGCGAAGGACACGACUUUAUUCCCAUCGCGGAUGCUCAUAGUCCCACCGAAGUGGUACAGCAAUCUGUAGUUACGCAAUCUCCGUCGACGCCGACAGUGGACAUGGCACCCCCAAAGGCUCCCGUGCCUUCAAUAUCUUUUAAACGGAAAUCUAUCGUGGAAGAAACGUCGGGCGAUGCCGCGAAAAAAUCACGUCGCACUGCCAAGUCUCGUCAGGCUAAGCGCUCAAAAAUAUAAAUUGAUAACACUGA
Molecule: messenger RNA, 2364 nt
Organism: Acromyrmex echinatior (Panamanian leafcutter ant)
Lineage: Eukaryota; Metazoa; Arthropoda; Insecta; Hymenoptera; Formicidae
Gene: dmpd
Product: F-box protein dampened
Biological process (GO): positive regulation of DNA-templated transcription
Cellular component (GO): nucleus
Molecular function (GO): transcription coactivator activity; protein binding
Source: RefSeq, a predicted model, not a curated record